Molecule: messenger RNA, 9250 nt
Organism: Xenopus laevis (African clawed frog)
Lineage: Eukaryota; Metazoa; Chordata; Amphibia; Anura; Pipidae
Gene: stab1.L
Product: stabilin-1-like
Exons: 70
Coding region: 529-8163 (2544 amino acids)
Source: RefSeq, a predicted model, not a curated record
GUGACCUGGGGACAAACAGGAGUAAAUGGGGGAGGGGUGUGGCCACUGGUCGAGCUUAUUGCCCCAGACAAUACACAGGGAGCCCCUUGUGACAGGGAGGAGCCGUGACUUGGUAUUUGCACAGGGCGGAGGGAAGAUCCAGGUGAUUAGUCACUGGGGCAGGUUCUUCCAGACACGAGUUUGUACUUGGCCAAAUACUUUCCAUUGGUUCUGUAGGUUCCUCAGUCUCUCCCCCCCCCCAGCCUCAUUCCUUAUUCUCCUGGGGGCUCUUCACCGGAUCAACCAAAACACUUGGACAGGGGGCACAGGAGCAAUGAGUCCUCGUCUACUGCAGGUCUGUGCCAACACUGGAGGUUCAGACUGUUGCUUACGGAGCACAAUCAGCUGCUGUGAUGCACAGGAAAAGGCAACCGAUAAAUUCUGCACAAACACUCGGAUCCUCAACACAGUCCAGGGACCACUGGAACCGGAGCCACAGAUUGUCCCACUGACCCACGGACCCAUGUGUUUCUCCUGCUGCUUCUGAAAAUGUUUCUUUCUGGAUUUCACCUCGUCCUGGUGCUGAGCUGGAUCUUAUGUGCGACCCGGGGGCAACUGAUGACGCGUUUCUGCAACGACAGGACAGUGAUAAAGGUGACGUCCGACUGCACCUCAUGUGCGGCAUCUGUCAAAAUGGGGUGCCCCAACAUCUCGUCAAAGAUCACGUCUGGUAUGGGGAACCGAGGCUGCAGUUAUACAGUGGAUUUGGGGGGCCUGACUCUUUCCCUCCAGGGCUGCAGCCACACCUGCCAGGCUGUCAUUUUGAAACCAGCGUGCUGCAAAGGAUUCUGGGGAACCACCUGCACAGAAUGCCCAGGCGGGAAGAAAGCAUGUGGUGGCCAUGGCCUGUGCCAGGAUGGGAUCAGCGGCAAUGGGACUUGCAUAUGUAAAGAAGGAUUUAGGGGUCACGCCUGCCAGGACUGCGCCGAUGAAAAUCUCUAUGGGCCCAACUGUGAUUCUGUGUGCGACUGUCAGCACGGGGUGUGUAAAAGUGGCAUUUCUGGGGAUGGAAGUUGUAUCUGUGAGACGGGCUAUACGGGGCCCAAAUGUGAUCAAGAAUCUUCAUCCUGCAAAUCAUUGGCUUGUGGUCCCAAUUCCCGCUGUUUGAUGACCAGUGGGAGAUUAGCCUGCGCUUGUAUGCCGGGAUAUAGUAGAACCAAGGGUCUCUGCCAACCCCAGAAUCCCUGCAAGCCAUCGCCCUGCUCUAUAUUUGCCACCUGCACCAAUGGGGGACCCCGCAAAUUUACAUGCACUUGUAAAGAGGGUUAUUUUGGGGACGGCAAGAUCUGUUCUCCUGUGAAUCCUUGUUCCUUGAAUUAUGGGGGCUGCCCAGAAAACUCUACCAAAUGUGUCUAUCGGACCCCCGGAAAGUCCUAUUGCAGCUGUAAGCCCGGAAUGAUCCAGAAAAAGGCUUCUACGGAAUGUUAUGCGCCCAGUGCCUGCGGCCUUCAGUCGUGUGACAGCAGCGCCCAAUGCCAACCCACGCCAGCCGGAAAGUCACUGUGCGUGUGUGAGGACUGGGAGAUCGGGGAUGGGAGAAGGUGCUAUGGGACAAUAUUAAAUCAGAUUGUGAUGCUCAAUAAAAACAUUCCGCAAGUACGGAAACUGACCGGAGCCCUGAGGAUAUUAGAAGAGGGCUGUGCCCUGACUUUGAGAAAAUUCGGACCCUUCACUGUGUUUGUCCCUUACACCAAGCUGCGCAAUGUAAAUGAAACCUGGGCCAGACAACUGUGCAAACUCCAUAUUGUUCCAGGUCAGCACUUGGCCUCUGACCUAAAGCAGCGGAAACUCUGGACCCUUAGUGGUGAAUUCUUGGUGUUUAACCAGAAGGAAUUCAGUUUGGGAUCAAGGCCCGACAUUAAAUACAGGAUCCAAACGACUGACCUUCCGGCAUCCAAUGGGAUCAUCCAUAUUAUCAAUAACCUCAUAGAAAAUGGGAGAACUGAAGCUUCAGAAACUCGUCAGAAAACCAUUGGAGAUAUUCUUGCUAAUAAUGAAGAAUUCAGCAGAUUCGAGACAUUACUGGAGAACUGUGACUUGCCACCAAUAUUGAAUCAACACGGCUCAUUUACUGUAUUUGUUCCAAGCAACGAAGCAAUAGACGCCCUGAGAGACGGGAGGCUCAUUUAUCUCUUGACUAAGGCGAAGCAUAAGCUCCUGGAGUUAGUGAAGUACCACAUUUCCUCCGUGGCAGCGAUCUCUGCUGACAGGCUUAUUACAAUGCCGACUAUUUUAACCACUGCCAAUGAAAUCAUAAAGCUUAACGUCACAGAAGAUGGAAGAAUCACUCUUGGGGUGUCCAGUGUCCCAAUUGGUCGAACUGAUAUCGUGGCUUCCAAUGGAAUCAUACAUACCCUAGAUGGCAUAUUGAUCCCUGACACCAUUUUGCCGAUUUUGCCUCAUCAGUGUAUGGAAACGUUUCAGAAAACCAUCACAGGCCUGUGCUCCAACUGUGACUCUAUUGCCCCCUGUCCAGAUAACAGCACCGAUUUGGGAUCUGUAGACAAAGGCUGCAAGCUUGGAGAAGGCACAAAUAGUUCCUUUGGCUCAAUUGGCUGUGCCCGUAACUGCACUGUAACUGCCUCGGAGCUGGGCUGCUGUAGUGGCUUCUAUGGACCUGAGUGCAGGCAAUGUCCUGGAGGAUUUUCCUCUGCCUGUUAUGGUCGUGGGACUUGCAAUGAUGGAAUCCAUGGAAAUGGCAAGUGCAUCUGUUUCCCAAAGUUCAAAGGAAUCGCCUGUCACAUCUGUACUGACCCAAACAAGCAUGGGAAUGAGUGUGAUGAAGACUGUCGGUGCCUUCAUGGCAUUUGUGAUAACAGAUCUGGAAGCCGAGGGGUUUGCCAGGGUGGUCGCUGUAAUGAAGGAUUCACCGGAGAAUUCUGUGACCAACGAGCAGAGCCUUGUGGAACAUCAGAUCUGGCACUGUUCUGCCACCUGAACGCUACCUGCGAAACUGAGGGCAACAUCACAAGGUGCACAUGUGAGAAUGGAUACGAGGGAGAUGGGUUUUCAUGUCGCCUGGUAGAUGCCUGUAGAAGACCUGACAGAGGAGGCUGUGCAGAUAAUGCUAUUUGUACCAGCGCCAAAGAUGGCACUGUCAGCUGCGAGUGCAACACUGGCUGGACCGGAGAUGGCACUGUCUGUUUACCCAUUGACAACUGUGUGCUGGCAAACAGAGGGGGCUGCCACCUUGAUGCACAAUGCAACUUUAUACAGCCGGGACAGAAUGAUUGCACAUGUAAAAGGGGGUACGUGGGGGACGGAUAUUCCUGUGACCCAGUGGAUCUUUGCUUGGAAAACAAUGGGGGUUGCCAUGGGAUGGCUAAAUGUCAGUUUGUGGCGGCGGGAAAGAGAACAUGCACUUGUCUCGAUGGAUUUGGGGGGGAUGGACUGACAUGUUAUGGAGACAUAAUGGUGGAGAUGCAUGAGAGGCCGGAGCUGUCUCUGUUUAACCAGUGGAUAAUGAAUUCCCAGACUGUGAUCCCAAAAGGAGACAACAUAACUGCUGUGGUGCCAUCCAAUGAAGCAAUAGAAGCUCUUCCUGAAAAGCAGAAGGCAUUUUGGGUCGUUCCGUACAUGUUGCCUUUCUUAGUGAGGGGGCACUUCAUUCAGGGACGCUUCAAUUCCAGCCAAUUGUGUGAGCACACGGGCCAGGAAAUUGCCUCAUUACAACCCAGAACCAAGUGGGAAAUCAUGUGUAUUAAUGGGAGCAUCUUGAUCGACAACACAAGUGUCAUUUCCCAUGACAUCCCCGCCACCAACGGCUUCAUAUUUAUUAUUAAUAAAGUGCUCAGACCCCCCAUAGGGAAUAUCCCUCCUGCUCUGCCUAAAUUGGCACAGGUAUUGAAACAGGUUCCAGCAUUUGCAAAGUUCUCAGAAGCAUUGCAGGAAUCGGGUCUGAUUCAGGAAAUUGAAUCAUCGAGGGAAAAAUUCACUAUUUUUGUUCCUGGGAAUUGGGCAGUGGAGAAAUUCUGCAAUGAUUCUGGCAUUGAGCAUCUGAGGGACAACAGCAAAAUAAUGAAAUAUCACGUUCUACUUGGGGAGAAGAUGUUUCCUGCAGACUUUAAAAGUGGGAUCCACAAAGAAUCCAUGUUGGGCCCCUCUUUCCGACUGACGUUCUAUCAGCAGAACAACCAGACCUCCAUCCAUAAUGUCCCACUCGAGGGAACCUUCUAUGAGACGUGGAAUGGAAUGCUGGUUGGAAUUUCUCGUGUUCUGCCAAUUCUGCAAAACCACUGUGAUGUCACCAGAAGUCAUGUGACAAAGAGCAAGUGCACUAGUUGCCUGACGGGACUCCUGUGCCCCACGGGGACCAACAUGGAGAAAACUGAGCAAAUGUGUAAAUAUAAAAGGGGAACCAGAAAUGUAUCCGGAUGCAAAUUCAACUGCGUCAGCUCAUAUGUAGUAUCCGAGUGCUGUAAGGGCUACUAUGGGCAUCAGUGUCUCAUGUGCCCGGGGGCACCCAAUGACUUGUGCUCUGGCAAUGGGGACUGCCAUGAUGGCUUGGCUGGCAGUGGCGACUGUAUCUGUCAGGAAGGUUUUCAUGGCACCGCCUGUGAGAUGUGUGAACCAGGAAGAUACGGAACCGAUUGCAAAUCAGAGUGCGAGUGCGUCCAUGGUCGAUGUAACAAUGGUUUCUAUGGAGACGGCAAGUGUCUGUGCGACAAGGGCUGGAGCGGCUACACCUGCGAGAGAAAUAUAACAAAUGAUAUGUGCAAUGGUACCUGCAGUCUUGAUGCCAACUGUGUUGUUGGAGCCACCAAUUCCACGCCAGUAUGUUCCUGCAUUGCUGGUUUUACUGGGAAUGGCACUCACUGCACAGAAAUAAAUGUCUGUGCUAUGAAUAAUGGUGGAUGUUCAGAGUAUGCAAAGUGCACUCGGGUUAUUCCUGGGGUGGUGCAGUGCACGUGCCACGAGGGCUACAAUGGAGACGGCAGGGUCUGUAUCGAAAAUGAUGCCUGUCUGCAGAAUAACGGGGGAUGCCAUGCCAAAGCGGAAUGCACCAAAACUGGACCCAACAAGGUGGCGUGUAACUGCCUGGAGGGUUAUGAAGGGGAUGGGAUCCUGCGGUGCACUGAAAUCAACCUUUGCAAAGAGAACAAUGGAGGUUGCAGUCCCCUGGCCUUUUGUUUCCGAAUGGGCCCGGGGAAGCGCCGAUGUUAUUGCCCAGGAAUGUAUUUUGGGGAUGGAUUUACCUGCAGAGGCAACAUUGAUAAGGAGCUGAGUAUGAAUCCCGACACUGCUGUGUUCUAUAAGUAUUUAAAGGCGCAGAAUAUUCCGAUUGGCUCAGAUAUGAGCAAUAUCACAGUCUUUGCUCCGGUGAAUCAGGCGUUUGCCAACAACACCGUUCUGGAGGAAUAUAAGAGUAAUGGGCGACUAACAGAUUUGCUACUGGAGCACGUGGUUGACUGUAGGGCAAUGUCAUUGGCCGACUUAAAGGAAACCCAGUACCUGACGACAUUAGGAGGCGGAAGGCUCAGGAUUUUGAUAGAUCAGGACAAUGUGUAUCUGAAUGGCCGCGUUAAUCUGAUGAAUAAUUCUAUAGUCGCUAUGAACGGCAUUAUCCACUUCAUUGAUGAAAUUCUGGUUCCAGAGGUCCAAAACGUCAGUCACCGGCCGGUCAAACCUAAAGAGCUCAAUAUAACCGAGGCCGCAAAAAUCUACGGAUAUUCCAUGUUUCUCCAACUUCUCAAGGACUCUAAACUGAUGCCGUUGGUGAGUGACAAAAGCAACCAGCCCUACACCAUGUUGUGGCCAACAGACCGAGCCUUCAAUUCUCUCCCCGAGGAAAGAAAGAACUGGUUGUACCAUGAAGAGCACAGGGACAAACUGCAGGCCUAUCUCAAGAUCCACAUGAUCAGGGUCGAGAAGAUUUCUGCCUCCAAACUCCCGAGGCAGCAGCGGGCAGUACAGACAAUGCACGGCUCCAUUAUCAAGUUUGAGUGCAGCAGAGAAAUGAUUGGGGAUAUUGUGGUGAGAGGAGCCAAAAUUGUCCAGAGAGACAUGGAGUUUAAUAUCGGAAUUGCUCAUGGAAUUGAUCAGCUAUUGGAACCUCCUAAUAUCGGAGCUCGUUGUGAUGCAUUUGUAAAAACUGAGAUGAAGGCCUCGCAUAACUGCGAUUCGUGUGGGUUUGAGUCGAACUGCCCAUAUGGGACAACUGAUACAGGGAAAGUAGAGCGCUGCUCUCGGAGGUACUUGAACUCCUAUUCUUUAUGGACGCACUCUCGUUACUCGUCUUCUUACAAUCCGUAUCUGAGCGGCUGUGUCAGGAAAUGUAUCUCAGUCUUGUGGAGGCCACGGUGUUGUAAAAACCAUCACGGGAGGGACUGCCAAGCCUGCCCCGGGGGGUUGAAAGGUCCGUGCAGCCGACAUGGCGAGUGCAGCGACGGAUUAGCAGGGACCGGACAGUGUAAAUGCCACCCGGGAUUCAAUGGCACCGCUUGUGAAUUGUGUGAGUCGGGCAGAUACGGUGUAAACUGCACAGGGUGCGCCUGCAGUCGGAACGGCCAGUGCAAUGACGGCGUCUCUGGGGACGGCUCCUGUUUUUGUGACGAAGGAUGGACUGGCCCCAACUGUGAAAUCAAAUUAAAGGUUAAAGCCGUGUGCUCCCCACAAUGUGAUGCCCAAGCGACUUGCCGUUCCAACAACAGCUGUGAAUGUAACCCCCAUUAUGAAGGUGACGGCAGGAAUUGCACGGUGAUUGACCAAUGUGCCCAAGAAAAUGGCGGUUGUAGUAGCCACGCCCAGUGCGUUCAGGUUGGCAUCGUUGCCUCGUGCAGAUGUUUGUCAGGUUAUGAAGGAGACGGAUUUUUCUGCAGCCCCAUCGAUCUCUGUGCAAAUGGCAACAAUGGAGAAUGCAGCCUACAAGCCACAUGCAUUAAUAUGGGACCAAAUAUCCGGACAUGUCAGUGCCACGAUGGUUAUGUUGGUAAUGGGAUCCAGUGUUUAGAGAAAGCCAUUCCUCCAGUGGACCGAUGCCUGGAACAAAAUGGGAACUGCCACUCCCUCGCUGCCUGCACUGAUCUACAUUAUCAAGAAAAGAAGGUCGGAGUUUUCCACCUGCGGUCGCCUAAAGGAACAUAUCGGCUGACGUACCCCGAGGCGGAGAAGGCCUGUGCGGCACAAGGAGCCACCUUAGCCACUUUCAACCAACUGUCAGCAGCCCAGCAGUUGGGCAUGCAUAUGUGUGCAGUGGGAUGGCUCCACAACUGGACCGCUGGGUACCCUAUCGUCUACCCAAACCCUUACUGUGGUAACAAUCAUGUUGGGAUUGUAGAUUACAAACAAAGGACUAACAGGAGUGAGACUUGGGAUGCCUUCUGCUUCCGUGUGCAAGAUGUGCAGUGCUCUUGCCCUGACAGAUAUGUGGGAGAUGGCAGUUACUGCAAUGGGAAUCUGCUGGAGGUUCUGGAGUCCACCCCACAUUGCUUCAUCUUUUACUCAAUGCUAUUGGAAUAUGCCAAUGCCACCCAGGAAGGCACUGAAUUUCUUGGAUUUCUUUCCAAUGCAACAUCAUAUAAAACAUUCUUUGUACCUGUGGAUGCUGGCUUCAAUACCAAUACGACGUUAUCCUGGCGAGAUCUAGAACACCAUGUAUCUCAGAUGGACAUAAUGCUUGGCUAUGAGAAUUUGACUGAUGGAAGUUUUAUCCCGUCCAAGAUAGGAUCCAACCUGUCUAUUUCAGAAAAUUCCUCUGGCAGGUGUGAGCAGUACCAGUGUUCCAAGUUGGUAAACAAUCAAGUCAUCAUUCAGUGGGACAUUCCUUCCUUCAAUGGGAUCAUCCACCUCAUUAAGGGACCACUCAAAGCUCCACUCUUGCCGGAGGAGAGCAUCGGGGGGAUCUCUAAUCCCAUGGCCGUAGGUCUCGUGGCCGCACUGGUGGUUUCUCUCAUGGUCGUCGCUUUCUCAGCCGGGGGCUUCUAUUACAGACAACAAUCCAAAGGUUUCCAGUUCAGCUAUUUUAAGGCUGAUACAGAAGAGGGAAGUGGUGGUGAAAAGAAAAAUGUGGCACUGGUAUCAAUACCCAAUCCCAUGUAUGGAGACGGCUCUUUGUUUGAGCCAUUGGAGGACGAGUCGGAUGAUGGAGAAGCCUCGGACACCUGCCAGAUUCUUGGCACCAAGUGAUGGAGAUUCAGUGAAACAAUAUUUGCACUUUGUACCAUUUCUGUUGUCAGUCUGUGCAAUUCACUUUGUGCCACAAUCAACACUUCAGACUUUUAGAAAUUCUACAUACGGAUCAGGAUCGUCCAAUGGGUGAAUUCAUGGUGAGCCAAUGUCUGCUUUUCUUUCCAUUAAAGUCAUUUUAUUGGACAGAUUUGUACCCGGAUGUGACGAAUAAAACAAACCCCCGUCUGUGGGAGGAGCCAACCACUUUGCUGAAUGGAGACACAGAUCCAACUGGAAUGGAGUUAAUAUUCCUGAUUUUGCUGAUUAAUGACUUAAUGAAAUGAUCUUAUUGUAAUAAUUAUCAUGUGCCCCAGAAUUCCCUGCAAUGAUUCUAAAUAACAAUAUUAGUUAUUAGGGGACGAAUGAGCCUGACCAAUCAACUCAUAAGGAGAGAUUAUAUGGGCAGUUGCCAUGGCUACGACUCAUCCCUCAGUGAUUGGGCAGAGGAAGCCCCAGCUGAGCCCAUACUGCCCCAGUGUGAUUAGAUGCCCCUCUUCCAUUACCCCCUGUAUAUAAUGAUGCUCUCAGGGUGGAUCUUCCUAAUCCCUUUCCCUUCUAGCUGCCCCCCCCCAAACCCCAGCCUUAAAGGAGAAUUGAACCGUAUAGUAACCCCCCCCCUACAUAGACUCCCCUCCCUCCACCCCAGGCAAAUGCCCCCAAGUCUUUAGUUCCCCCUCGGUGCAGAUUGUCUGUAGCGGAGUUGCCGGGGGAGCGAGCGCAGUGUCGGCGCAGUUGGUCAUUGCGGAGGCGCCAGUCUCAAUCCGAAGAGAAGAAGAUGGCGGCCGUGAACUCCAUUGGACAGAAUCUGCACCGAGGGGGAAAUAAAGACUUAGGGGCAUUUUCUUGGGGAGGAGGGGGGGGUCUAUGUAGGUUUAGGGUUUUUUUUAACUUUAGGAUUUGCUUCGUCCUUUAGCCCCCUUUAUCCCUCGUCCCUUGUUGGGGGGCCAUUUUGCCUCCUCCGCUGAUUGUUACACGUUGAUUUAGUGGGGUCUGAAAUCACAUGAUUGUAAAUGUAAUUUGUCUGAAUAAAAUAAAUAUAAAAGUA